Parus major (Great Tit) is the source of this 10314-nucleotide messenger RNA. RefSeq names its product dedicator of cytokinesis 3 (gene DOCK3). The coding region runs from base 1 to 6309 and encodes 2102 amino acids. Gene Ontology annotation, cellular component: cytoplasm; plasma membrane. Gene Ontology annotation, molecular function: guanyl-nucleotide exchange factor activity; small GTPase binding; GTPase activator activity. Gene Ontology annotation, biological process: small GTPase-mediated signal transduction. NCBI's taxonomy places the organism in Eukaryota, Metazoa, Chordata, Aves, Passeriformes, Paridae. The transcript is spliced from 53 exons. The record is from RefSeq and is a predicted model, not a curated record.
AUGGAGUUGGAAGGGGCCGGCGGCGCCGCGGUGUCUUUAGGGGGCGUCGGUGCUGCACCUGCCCGGCCGCGGGGACGAGGGGGCGGCCGGGCCGGGAGCGGGGCCCGGCGGCCCCGGGGCCUCUGUGCGUGCCGAGCGCGCUGGUUCUCCGCUGUUUUGGUAAACCAGAUUUUACAGUCGCCAGAUCCAAGCCUCAUAUGUCUCUCUCUCUCUUUUCCCCACCCUCUAGUGAUAUGCAGCUUCCGAGGAACUGUUCCGCAAGGCUUGGUCCUGGAACUAGGUGAAACUGUCCAGAUCCUGGAGAAAUGUGAAGGUUGGUACAGAGGUGUUUCCAUUAAAAAGCCCAGUGUUAAGGGGAUUUUUCCUGCAAAUUAUAUUCACUUGAAAAAGGCAAUUGUCAGUAACAGAGGGCAAUAUGAAACAGUUGUUCCUCUUGAAGAUUCUGUGGUGACUGAAGUCACAGCGACGCUGCAGGAAUGGGCUGUGCUCUGGAAACAGCUGUAUGUGAAACAUAAGGUAGAUCUGUUCUACAAGCUGCGGCAUGUGAUGAAUGAGCUCAUUGACCUCCGCAGGCAGCUGCUCUCGGGCCACCUGACCCAGGAUCAGGUGCGAGAGGUCAAGAGACACCUCACAGUGAGGCUGGACUGGGGCAAUGAACAUUUGGGCCUUGACUUAGUUCCACGGAAGGACUUUGAGGUUGUGGAUUCAGAUCAGAUCAGUGUUUCAGACCUCUAUAAAAUGCAUUUGUCAAGUAGACACAGUGUCCAGCAGAGCACAUCACAGGUGGACACGAUCCGUCAGCGGCAUGGGGAAGCCUGUCGGAUGCCAGUGCCUCAUCACUUCUUCCUCAGCCUGAAGAGCUUCACCUACAACACCAUUGGAGAGGACACAGACGUCUUUUUUUCUUUGUACGAUGUCCGGGAAGGCAAACAGAUCAGUGAGAGGUUCAUGGUGAGGUUAAACAAGAACGGGGGCCCCAGGAAUCCGGAGAAGAUCGAUCGCAUGUGUGCACUUUUCACAGAUCUCAGCAGCAAGGACAUGAAGAGGGAUUUGUACAUAGUUGCUCAUGUAAUCCGAAUAGGCCGCAUGUUGCUCAAUGACUCCAAGAAAGGCCCCCCACAUUUGCACUAUCGGCGCCCCUACGGCUGCGCAGUGCUGAGCAUCAUGGAUGUGCUCCAGUCCAUCUCUGAAAUCAAGGAAGAGAAGGACUUUGUGCUCAAAGUUUACACGUGUAACAAUGAAAACGAAUGGUGCCAGAUCCAUGAAAAUAUCAUCCGCAAGUCCAGCACCAAAUACACAGCCCCCAGCUCCAACUAUGGACUUAUAAUAUCUCUUCAGCUCCUUCGUGGUGACAUGGAGCAGAUCCGAAGGGAAAACCCCAUGAUCUUUAACAGAGGCGUUUCUGUCACCAGGAAGCUGGGAUUUCCUGAUGUCAUAAUGCCAGGUGACAUCCGGAAUGACCUGUACCUGACCCUGGAGAAAGGGGACUUUGAAAGGGGUGGCAAAAGUGUGCAGAAGAACAUCGAGGUGACCAUGUACGUGCUCUAUGCCGAUGGAGAAAUCCUGAAGGACUGCAUCAGCCUGGGCUCGGGGGAGCCGAGCAGGAGCGCCUACCACUCCUUCGUGCUGUACCACAACAACAGCCCGCGCUGGGGGGAGAUCAUCAAACUGCCCAUCCCCAUCGACCGCUUCCGCGGCUCCCACCUGCGCUUCGAGUUCCGCCACUGCUCCACAAAGGACAAGGGAGAAAAGAAGCUCUUUGGUUUUGCAUUCACCCCAUUGAUGAGAGAUGAUGGCACGACCUUGUCGGAUGAUAUCCAUGAGCUUUAUGUUUAUAAGUGUGAUGAGAACAGCACGUUCAACAACCACGCGCUGUACCUGGGGCUGCCCUGCUGCAAGGAGGAUUACAACGGCUGCCCCAACAUCCCCUCCAGCCUCAUCUUCCAGCGCAGCACCAAAGAGACCUUCUCAGUCUCCACACAGCUCUCUUCUACCAAACUGACCCAGAAUGUGGAUCUGCUUGCCCUGCUCAAAUGGAAAGCUUACCCAGAUCGAGUGAUGGAUAUUCUGGGAAGACUGAGACAUGUCAGUGGCGAGGAGAUUGUUAAGUUCUUACAAGAUAUUCUGGACACGUUGUUUGUAGUUUUGGAUGACAACACAGAGAAGUACGGUCUGUUGGUCUUUCAGUCUCUGGUGUUCAUCAUCAACCUGCUCCGUGACAGCAAGUACUUCCACUUCCGCCCCGUGAUGGACACCUACAUCCAGAAGCACUUUGCAGGAGCUCUGGCUUACAAGGAGCUGAUCCGGUGUCUGAAGUGGUACAUGGACCGCUCGGCCGAGCUCGUGCGCCAGGACCACAUCCAGGAGGCAAUGAGAGCCUUGGAAUAUCUUUUCAAGUUCAUUGUCCAAUCUCGGAUCCUUUACUCCAGAGCUACUUGUGGAAUGGAGGAGGAGCAGUUCCGCUCCAGCAUCCAGGAGCUUUUCCAGUCCAUCAGAUUUGUGCUCAGCUUGGACAGCAGGAGUUCUGAGACUCUCAUCUUCACACAGGCUGCCCUGCUGAACUCCUUCCCUGCCAUCUUUGACGAGCUGCUGCAGAUGUUCACGGUGCAGGAGGUGGCGGAGUUUGUGCGGGGCACGCUGGGCAGCAUGCCCAGCACGGUGCACAUCGGCCAGUCCAUGGACGUGGUGAAGCUCCAGUCCAUCGCCCGCACGGUCGACAGCCGCCUCUUCUCCUUCUCAGAGUCCCGGCGCAUCCUGCUGCCUGUAGUCCUUCACCACAUUCACCUUCACCUACGACAGCAGAAGGAGCUGCUUAUCUGCUCUGGGAUUCUCAGUAGUAUCUUCUCCAUAAUCAAGACCAGUUCUUUGGAGGGAGAUGUCGUGGAGGAGGUUGAGAUGAUGGUGGAGAGCCUCCUGGACGUGCUGUUACAAACUCUGCUCACAAUCAUGAGUAAAUCGCAGUCUCAGGAGGCGGUAAGAGGGCAGCGCUGCCCGCAGUGCACAGCAGAAAUCACUGGAGAAUAUGUCUCCUGCCUUUUAUCUUUGCUUCGUCAGAUGUCAGACACUCACUUCCAGCACUUACUGGACAACUUCCAAAGCAAGGAUGAACUGAAGGAGUUCCUCCUGAAGAUUUUCUGUGUGUUUCGGAACCUGAUGAAGAUGAGUGUCUUUCCUCGAGACUGGAUGGUGAUGAGGCUGCUCACCAGCAAUAUCAUAGUUACAACAGUUCAGUACUUGUCUUCUGCCCUGCAUAAGAAUUUCACAGAAACGGACUUCGAUUUUAAAGUGUGGAACUCUUAUUUCAGCCUGGCAGUUUUGUUUAUAAACCAGCCGAGUCUCCAACUAGAAAAUGCUACACCACCUAAGAGGAAGAAGAUUCUGGAUAAGUACGGUGAUAUGAGGGUGAUGAUGGCCUAUGAGCUCUUCAGCAUGUGGCAGAACCUGGGGGAGCAUAAGAUUCACUUUAUUCCGGGAAUGAUUGGCCCCUUUCUGGGUGUUACACUUGUUCCACAACCAGAAGUCCGGAAUAUCAUGAUCCCAAUCUUCCAUGACAUGAUGGACUGGGAGCAGAGAAAGAAUGGCAACUUCAAACAGGUGGAAGCCGAGUUGAUCGAUAAGCUGGACAGCCUGGUGUCCGAAGGAAAAGGUGAUGAGAACUACAGGGAACUCUUCAGCCUGCUUUUGCUGGAGAAGAUUGAGCAAGAAACCUGGCGGGAGACUGGGAUCUCUUUUGUCACAUCCGUCACUCGUCUCAUGGAGCGUCUGCUCGACUACAGGGACUGUAUGAAAGGAGAUGAAACAGAAAACAAGAAGAUCGGUUGCACUGUUAACCUUAUGAAUUUCUACAAAUCUGAAAUUAACAAGGAGGAGAUGUACAUCCGCUAUAUCCACAAGCUGUGUGACAUGCACCUGCAGGCUGAGAACUACACAGAGGCUGCAUUCACUUUGCUUUUGUACUGUGAGUUGCUUCAGUGGGAGGACAGACCUCUGAGAGAGUUCCUGCAUUACCCAUCUCAGUCAGAGUGGCAACGUAAGGAAGGUCUGUGCCGUAAGAUUAUCCAUUACUUCAACAAAGGGAAGAGCUGGGAGUUCGGCAUCCCGCUGUGCCGAGAACUGGCCAUCCAGUACGAGAGCCUCUAUGAUUACCAGAGCCUCAGCUGGAUCCGGAAAAUGGAAGCUACCUAUUAUGACAAUAUCAUGGAACAGCAGCGCUUAGAACCAGAGUUUUUCAGAGUUGGUUUCUAUGGUCGAAAAUUCCCAUUUUUCCUGCGGAACAAAGAAUAUGUGUGUCGGGGCCACGAUUAUGAGAGGCUGGAAGCCUUCCAGCAGAGGAUGCUGAGCGAGUUCCCUCAAGCCAUCGCAAUGCAGCACCCAAACCACCCCGAUGACUCCAUAUUGCAGUGUGAUGCCCAGUAUUUACAGAUCUAUGCAGUGACUCCUAUCCCAGACAAUAUAGACGUGCUGCAAAUGGAUCGCAUCCCUGAUCGCAUCAAGAGCUUUUACCGCGUCAACAACAUCCGCAAGUUCCGCUAUGACAGACCCUUCCACAAGGGCCCCAAGGACAAGGAGAAUGAAUUUAAGAGCUUGUGGAUUGAACGCACCACUCUGACCCUGACUCACAGUUUGCCUGGGAUCUCUCGUUGGUUUGAAGUGGAGAGGAGAGAACUGGUUGAAGUAAGUCCUUUGGAAAAUGCCAUUCAAGUGGUUGAGAACAAAAACCAGGAGCUGAGGACACUGAUAAGCCAGUACCAGCAUAAACAAAUGCAUGGCAACAUUAAUCUUCUCAGCAUGUGUCUGAACGGAGUGAUUGAUGCCGCCGUUAACGGGGGAAUUGCGCGGUACCAGGAGGCCUUUUUUGAUAAGGAUUAUAUCACAAAGCACCCUGGAGACGCAGAGAAGAUCACCCAGCUGAAGGAACUCAUGCAGGAACAGGUACAUGUCCUAGGAGUGGGUCUGGCAGUCCAUGAGAAAUUUGUACACCCUGAAAUGCGUCCCCUGCAUAAGAAACUGAUAGAUCAGUUCCAGAUGAUGCGAUCCAGCCUGUACCACGAGUUACCUGGUUUGGAUAAGCUGAGCCCGGCCUGUUCCGGCUCCAGCACCCCCCGCAGCAACGUGCUGGUGUCCCACGGCCCCAUGAGCCCAGAGAGCAUGAAGCUGGUGCAUCGACACAGCCCACUGAACAUGCUUGGUUCAGUCCGACACUCCUCAUCGUCUCUGUCAUCGCACACCUCCAGUGAAACAGGAAACCUGGUUAUCCUGACAGACAGUUCUGUGGGGGAGACUGCUGAGGAUAUGUACCACAUGCAGGCUAGUCCUUCCACCUCCAGCCUGAGCUCCACUCACUCGGCACCAUCCCAGAUGAUUAACUCUGCCCCUUCCAGUGCUCGAGGCUCUCCCUCUCUACCAGAUAAGUACCGCCACUCUCGGGAGAUGAUGAUGUUGCUGCCAGCGCACCGGGACCGACCGAGCAGCGCCAUGUAUCCCGCAGCUAUCAUGGAAAAUGGACAGCCUCCAAAUUUCCAGCGCGCCUUGAUCCAGCAAAUGAUUGGACCAUGCAAACCUUGCAGUGAUCCCAACCUGUCAGUGGCUGAGAAAGCUGUGCCAGCAGCACCCAGUAGCUGGAGCCUGGACAGUGGAAGCCGAGAGGCACUGCCAUUCCUGUCUGCCCAUGCUGGGAGCAUCCUGGCCCCACCAGUGCCUCCCCGAAGCCUUCCCCAUGGACACUACUCACUGCACUUUGAUGCCUUCCACCACCAGCUCAGUGAUGCUCCCCCGGCACUGCCCGCACGAACGUUGCGCAAGUCCCCUCUUCAUCCUAUCCCUGCAUCGCCCACCAGUCCGCAGUCUGGUCUAGAUGGCAGUAACUCCACUUUAUCCGGCAGUGCCAGCAGUGGUGUCUCUUCCUUGAGCGAGAGCAAUUUUGGACAUUCUUCUGAACCACCUCCUCGCACAGACACCAUGGAUUCUGUGCCCAGCCAGGCCUGGAACACUGAUGAAGAUCUAGAGACACCCUACCUCCCGGUCAGGUACAGUCUCUCUGAGCCUGAUGUCCUGGAGUCGCUCAAAUCCCAGCCAUGCCGAAGCCACUCUGCUCCAUCUGGAGUCAUUCCUCAGGACACCAUGGACCCUCCUGCUUUACCCCCCAAACCUUACCACUCCCGGCUGCCAAACAUGGAGAACGAGGAGGGGAUGAUAAUUGAAGAUGAUGACAAACACCGCCCGUUGCAUCGUAAGGUGUCCCAACCAGUGAGUGGUGGAAAGGAAGAGCAGGCCAGGGUGGCAUGGGAGCACGGCAUCAGCGAGCAGUAGGGACAGCUCCUGGUACGAAGCUGGCAUUGGCAUUCCAGGCCUGGAUAGACAGAGAGAGAACAGGACUCGGAGAACAGCAAACUGAUUUUCUACUGCCGCAAGGUUAUGUCUGAAGCCCAAAAAAGCAAUUGGGCCAGCAUGGCAGGUUGCUGCUUUCCUUUUUAAUUUCUUUUUACACCUUUCCGUUAUGUUUUUUAACUUUCUGUGCAGUGGACAGUUUAUUCCUUCUGCAGUUUCUUAACCACAUCAUACGGCAUAUGAGCCAUAGAGACUUGCAGAAGCUGAAAAAUACAAUUUUAAGUGGAGGGGAAAAUGGGGGGAAUGUGGCAAGUUGAUUUUGAACCUGCUUUCCUCCCAGUUCUGAGACGCACAUGAGUAAAAGCAGUUGCACUAGGAACAUAUUUCUUUGCUGUACAGAAUUGAAAGCUCAUUGCUGAAAUCAGGGAUUCUAUGAACUGUCAGGCUGGAAGGUGCGUGAGCUGCAGGCAGUGGAAAGAUGGCAAUUCUAAGAAGAAAUUGGCUCUUUUGAGAGCAGGAUUGUACAUAUCUGUGCAGUGAUCUCCCUGCAUUGGUUCAUAGGUGCUGAGGCAAUCUAAGCAGUGCUGAUGCACUGAUCUCCAAGAUAUCAUUUCCAACAAACUCUGCCUCCUUUGUUUUUUAUGUACUGUUUCAUUUCUUAAAUUUUGCUUUCACUGGCUAAGCCAACCUGCUUUCUCAUGGGAAUUGUGUUAUUCAUCUGUGCUACAGAAUGAGAGGAGGUUGGUGGCUACUGGAGCUACAACCUCAUUGUAGGCCUUUCCCAUGCCCAGCUUUGGGCAGGCUGUUGACACCAGCAUUUCUAUUCCAGAUUGAAACAAAACCAACCAAAUUGAGUUUCUCAUGCCACAAGCUGGUUGAUGACCCAGCCAGUAAAGAAAAAGUGGCUUAAAUGCAUCAUAUCCAACAAUCCUUGCCUCAGGGCUGAACAUCAUAAUUCUCACCAACUUCCAUCACCCAGGAGCUGAGAUUCAUUCUGUUAAGUCAGUAUCCUCAGUCCCUCCCAACAACUCACUGCAGCUGGUGUGCAGAAAGAAUCUCCCAUCUCUCAGAGCAGACAGGAAACACCAAGACUCGAGCAAUGCCCGGUAUCAAGUGUACACCCCAGAGUCAGGGACCUUAAAGGCAACCUGUAAAGAACAAGUGGUUUUUUCCUCUUUUGCUUCUUUAGAAUGCGUAGUAAGAGCUGCUGCUUCUCUGUUGAAGGUUGAUUUCUUUUUCCUUUUCUCCUCAGGCAGCAAUACAGCCUUUCCCCAUCCCAUGACUUAUUGAUAAGCUCUAGAAAGGGCUGAAGAACACUGAGGGGGGACACCAAGCUGCACCACACAAACCAGAACUGUGCAGAACUGAAGACAGUACAGGUCUAUGAACACAAAACAUGCCUUUUAAUCAGUACUUGCACAGUUCAGGAGAAAAAAAAAUCCGUGGUUAAUAUUGUUCUCUACAAAGAAAAUAUCUUGGUUCUAGGAAAGCUAUUAUUGUUAUUUUCAUACUUUUCAAGAAAAUUUCAAUUUAAAAAUAGUAUCAAAUAUUUAAUGUUUUUAGAUGAACUUAGAUGAACAAGCCACCUUCCUUUCCCUUGCCACACCCACACCCAUUUUAGCCUUCCUUAUAAUCCUUUCACCUGCAGACUGCAAAGCACACUCCAUAGGAUGGAAACAACCCUCCCUCUUUCCAACCACUGACAAAUCUGAAGCACAUUCAAAUAAAACCUCCACCAUAUAAAUUAGUGCCAGAAACAGGAACAGCACUCAACUUACUUCUUGAAUUCUUGCCUAACUGUUCUGUUUCUCCUGCUAAAAACAGCAUAAAGAAGCAAAAAAGGAUUAUAAAUUUUUUACAGGUCACCUUUAGCACUACCUCUAAAUACAGUGACUGGGCAGAGUACAUGGUUUCUGAACUAGCUAAAGAUGGUCUGGCUGUAUAAAGUCUGGACUCAGCAGUUGUAUGAAGGGGACUUUAAGAGGAUUUGUUUGUUUUCUUUCUCAAGCUCUAGCCCAUGCAAAACUACUAAGUUACGGAUUUGUUUCUUAAAUGGCCUAUUUGGCUGGAACAAAGUCUCUCUUGCUUCCUCUAUUUUGUUACUAACACAGGCUGCUUGUAAUCAUUAUAUCCUUCACAAUUUAAACAAUGAUAAUAAAAUCUGGCCUAUGGUGGAUGUUUCAUCUUUAGCAGGAAGGAGAGUUUUCCAAUGCUAGGACAGUCUUCAGUGUUAACAAAUCAAGCUGCAUCUCUGGUAUAUAACAAAUGUAGGAAAACAACUGAUGUUUUCAGUAAAGGUAAGUCAAGGUAAUUCCUUAGAAAAGGGUGAAAUGUUUUCACAUAUGCUAUCCUCCAAUCCCACUGAGACUCCUCCAGUGAAGUUCUUAAAAGAACUAAGUUAUAAUUCCAUCUCCCUUGCCCCAGUUUCUUUUUUUUUUUCCUGGCAGCAAGACUGAAAGUAGGAAAUGUAGUGACUUACCAAGCUUCCUUAAUGUGAAAAACCAGCAGGUCGUGCAAAUAAAACUUUGCAGAACCAAGAAUGCAAUUACCAUGGGACUGAGUCCCAGUCAGCUGGAAAACCUGCCCACCAGAGCUCUAAUCUGAAAAUGCAUCAUCCUGAUCUGGUUAGAGACCUGGUACAACAGCAGUGAGUCCAUUUGGGGAGUCUGGCAUUCCUAUGUAUUUGUAAGGGUUCAAAGAUCAAUCAGGUGAUGUAUACAAAUACCUAAUAUAUUGCAGGUCCACAUUAAAGAAGGGUGGAAUAAAUUGCUGAAUUUAACAAAUUGGAGCCUCUCUGGAGUUAAAUUUCUGUUAUUGUUCUGAUAUCUACCAAGUAUUCUGCCUCCCUUUUCAGUGUUUGCCUUAAAGGGAGCAGAAGAUAGAAAGACUAUUAUUAAGAUUUUGUGAAUUUUGGAACUCAUAUUGCCUGGAACUACUAUUUCUCUGUAGGGUGAGGUGUCUUUUAGCAUAGUACAACUCCAACGUCAAGCUCAGUCCUGGAGUAGGUGGAAUCAACAGCAGUUGUUGCACUUGCCCAACAGGAUUUGAAGAUUCCUUGUAUAAACCACAGCAACGGGAUGUGUUGAACAGGACCUUGACAUUCUAUACCUAACUCUAAUUCAAACCUCAGUGUACUUGCCUUCAUUGGGUUUUCUUUGCAUAACAAAAUAGCAUGUGCAUUCCAGAGAAAAAUUGGUGGAAUUCUGCUAUAAAUCUCUCCAUUGUCAGUGUACCUGCUGGCCCCAUCUGAAACAAAACUGAGAAGGAGCUACAGUGCUAGAAGAAAAGCAUUUAAAACAAUUUCUCUGAAUCCUACUUUUUUUUUCCCCCCCCAGUAGUUGGGUUGGUUUUAUUGCUGUAUGCAAGGUUCAGAUCCUUUUUUUGUAUUUUCCUCUGUUUGGUUUUUAGCUUACUUACCCUUUUUUAGGUAAGGGAUAUUGCAUAUCCCUUCUGUGGGAGUAUCAGCCAAAACUGGGGAGGCUGGAGAGAGCAAGAGCCUUUGGGAAACAAAUUAUGUGGUAUUUAAAAUUUCCUCUGGUCAUGCUUCUUUGUAAAUACCCCCAUUUGAAUGCUGUGUAUUUGUACAGGAAAUUGAGCAAAAAAUGUAUAGAUUGUGAUGUCUGACUGGUAUUCUGCCCUGUAAAUGUGUUUUUAACCUCUGGCAUUCUGUGCUUAUUUAAAAAAAAAAAAAAAAAAAAGGCAAAAACCUCUAACCACUUCUCUUUUGUGUAUUCAUGUUUAAAAUAAAAUGAAAACAGCUAUCUUAUCUAUAAUGGAAAUCAAAUUCAAAAGGAAAAAAUUAAUUUGUACAAGUGUCCUAAAGGUACUUCAUUGUAUAUAUUGUGAUAGCAUGUUUCCAGAACCAACAAAUAAGUGGUGUGAAUUUUAGAUGUAAAUAUCUGCCGUUUGUUUUGGGUUCCUUUCCCUUACCCAUUCACUCGACUGCUGUGAUGUGAAAUUAAAGAUUAAUACCUGAUAUUAAAACAG